AUGCCAUUAUGCGAUCUUUGCCAGUCGGUCGACGUCCUCGACAUCCCUAAGCUGCCACCCGAUUACAGAAUCCAUACUGUCACUCGACGCGACUACCCGUGUCUAGUCCAAAUCAGUAGCCAACCUCUCAGGGACCUCUGGAAGAACAAGCAAGACUGUCCAAAAGAUCAAGAACCCAUCGGCAUACCCUUCCACCAAUCCAUCGAAGACCUCGAAAACGCCGCUGCCGAUGACUGCGCAAUCUGCAAGACUGUACAGCGCGAUGUCGCGCAGUUUCAAUCCGAGUUCAGUGGGGCGAAGAAAGAACCUGGAAUUCGUGCCGAGCGUGGCGGAGGACCGGAUUGGAAGAUGUGUCUGGUUAGGGGUGUGAAUGAUACCGGAGGUUUCAUGGUGGUGUCGGUCGAUACAAAGUAUUGGUGUCAGGUUUGGGUGGUUGCUGCUGUGGGGUUGUGUGCUGAUUACGGCGAUCCGUUAGCCGCUGUCGUUCGAGGUCGCAAGACGCUCUCCUCGUCGCCGCAUACACUUGCACAUGCCCUAAACUGGGUACGCGAUUGCGACAAACAACGGACGGAUCGGCGCUGUCAUGUCGAUAUGGCACCUCUUCCAGCUCGUGUCUUGGAUAUACGAGACUCGACGCCGCACAGAGUAGCGCUUUAUGAGCCCAUGGAAGGAGAACUAGGACGGUAUGCAGCACUGAGUUAUGUCUGGGGCAAGUCAAGCCCGUUCGCAACCACACGUGCCAAUAUCGAAGCCAACAAGAGGGGUAUCGAUACCGACCAGCUCCCAAAGACGUUUCAGGACGCCAUCCUCAUAGCCAGAGAAAUGGGAAUCGGAUAUCUAUGGAUCGACUCCCUCUGUAUCUGCCAAGACGACUCAGAAGACUGGUCGCGCGAAACAUCGCGCAUGGCCUCCGUCUACUCAAACGCCUACAUCAUGCUCUCUGCAACCGGUUCUCCCUCCUCCACGUCCGGGUUAUCCAUAUUCUCUCCCAACCGUCCAGCACCCAUAUACUCCCCUUUCGAAUACACAACCACAGACGGUAUCAAAGGAACUCUGCACGCCUUCUCCUCUUCUCGCGAAACAGCCGCAAAGCCCUCCUGGGCCGGAAACAACGCAAUGCUAAAGACGGAACCACUCAGCCAACGCGGCUGGGCGUUACAAGAACGCUGGCUCGCACCGCGAGUACUACAUUUCGGCACGGAGCAGAUGUUCUUCGAGUGCUACUGUUCUUUCCUCAGCGAGCACGGUUUCUACCUGCCCGGGCGAUUCGAUACUCUUUUCCCAACUACAUCCCAUACAUUCCCAUCCCACACCCACCCUUCCUCUGCGGAUAAACCUAUCCCAGACAACCCCACGCAUCAAUGGCAUGCAGUCCUCGACGCCUACUCCCGCCGUUCUCUAACCAAACCUUCGGAUAAACUAACCGCCCUCUCCGGCCUCGCACGCACUUACGCUUCCCUGCUGCCUUCUCCGACCACCUACCUCGCGGGACACUGGUCCCCAACCCUCCUUCACGAUCUCAUCUGGCAAGCCGUCGGCACGACAACCGCACCAGCAGUAUACCGCGCACCAAGCUGGUCCUGGGCCGCCAUCGACGGGCCGUUCGGCCUCUUCAGCCCGAACUCUGGCAUAGGAUGGGACAAGGGGGAAUGGACGGCUUUAGCCAAGAUCCACGCUACGAGUGUUACAUUGAAGAGCGCCCAAAAUCCUUUCGGCGAGGUAACAGACGGACUCAUACGGAAAGGGCGAGGGGAAGGGAGUUGUGGGCUGCGAUACUGUGGAGGCAUGUAA
Messenger RNA from Alternaria conjuncta, 1791 nucleotides. RefSeq lists its product as uncharacterized. The transcript has 4 exons. NCBI's taxonomy places the organism in Eukaryota, Fungi, Ascomycota, Dothideomycetes, Pleosporales, Pleosporaceae. Bases 1 to 1791 code for a protein of 596 amino acids. The record is from RefSeq and is a predicted model, not a curated record.